AUGAAUUAAAUUUAAGGACCUUGUUCUAACUUAUCUUCACAAAAAUUAAAUAAGAAAGUAAUAUUUCAACAUCUAAAAUUUAGUCUGAAGAAAGUUGCUAUAAAACCCUCAAGUAAAUCGGUGCAAUCAACAAUUUAAAGAAAUUUGGUGAUUUUUAAAGUUGUGGUAAAUCAACAUACAAAGUAAUUUUAGAUAACCUUUUUAACUAAACUUCUUCUAGAAAAAAAGAAGGUGAUAAACUAAGAAAAGACAAUUAUAGUAGAGUUAAUGCAUAAUAAAAAUUUGAUAUUUAAUUAAGAAAUGAAAUUUAAUAUAAAGAUUAUUUUAUUGGUGGAAUUAAGGAUAUUAUAAGUAAAGAGAAAUGUUCUUAAAAUUUAAAAUAAAUGUGCAUAGAUUAAAUAAACUAAAUCUAUAAAAAUGUAACUUACAAAGAUUUAUACUUUAAUUCUAAGAAAUAAUUACAUAAUAUUAUUUUAACUAAGAAAUAUUCAAUAGCUAUUGAUUUAGAUGAAACACUUGUACAUUCUGAAGAAUUAAAACCUAAUAGAAGAUAUGAUUUUUAAAACUAAUAAUUUGGAAUCUUUAUCAGACCAUAUUGCUUAUAAUUUCUAUAAAUGUUAAACAAGUAUGCUAAUUUAUUCAUUUUUACAUCCUCAAAUAUUAAAUAUGCUACAACUGUAAAUAUUAAUUAAUAUUUCAUUAAGAUAAUGUAAAUCUUAGAUCCUUUAAAAGAGAUUUUUCAAGGACUCUUUUUUAGAGAUCAUUGUACAAUCUUAUAAGAUAAUACCUAAGUCAAGGAUAUCAAAAUUAUUAGUAAUGAUUUAACUAAAAUAAUUUUGAUUGAUAACAAUCCAUAAUGUUUUAUGUAUUUGUACACAUAUAUUUUAAGUCCCUAACCUUUUAAUGGAAUACCUAUUAUACCUUUUAUAGAUAAUAAAGCUGAUAAAGAACUCUUAAUUUUAUAUUAAUUUAUAGAGCGUGAAAUUUUCAGUGCAGAAGAUGUUUAAUAAGUUAUUAAGAGAUUCUUUUAAUUCUAAUAAUUUCGAUAAUUUGAGAAUGGAAUGUAAGCUUUUUAGAUUCUUUAUAAUUGA
This is a messenger RNA of Paramecium pentaurelia, 1091 nucleotides long. The record is from the annotation of a GenBank genome assembly. NCBI's taxonomy places the organism in Eukaryota, Ciliophora, Oligohymenophorea, Peniculida, Parameciidae.